This is a messenger RNA of Frankliniella occidentalis (western flower thrips), 2587 nucleotides long. It is a transcript of the gene BNIP3, whose product is annotated as BCL2/adenovirus E1B 19 kDa protein-interacting protein 3. The transcript is spliced from 6 exons. The record is from RefSeq and is a predicted model, not a curated record. NCBI's taxonomy places the organism in Eukaryota, Metazoa, Arthropoda, Insecta, Thysanoptera, Thripidae. Bases 483 to 1049 code for a protein of 188 amino acids. Gene Ontology annotation, biological process: mitochondrial outer membrane permeabilization; positive regulation of apoptotic process. Gene Ontology annotation, cellular component: nucleus; mitochondrial envelope; mitochondrial outer membrane.
GUUCUGCGCGUCCACGAGCAGACGCCGCUUUGACUGACGUAGCCUCGGUUUUGUUUGUCUCUGAAUUUGUUGUUGCGCUGCCGCGGCGCUUCGGCUGCUUGUUUGGGCUUGGUGGUCGCUCGCUUCGGGCUUGUCUCGUGCGGGUCUCGUGCUGUUUUCUUGUUUAUUUCGCGCUGAUCCGGGCGACCCGAAGCCGCCGAAACGCGAGGUCGGCGGCUCCGCGGCGAAGUCGGUGGAAUCGGAGAAUCCCAGCACGACACGGGCAGAGCGGAGCGCGCAGCCGACGGAGCCGUGACGUCACAUGUUGACAUUUUUACCAAAACAAGGCCCGACGAGGAGCUGCUGCUGCUGAAACCGUCUGCGCGUCAACGUCGCGGUGUGUUGUGUACUAUCGGGUGUGCGUCGCGUGGCCAAGUGCGAAACCCCAGAGAGCUUCUAGUGUGACGCGAGAGCCUGCGAACGGCGGACGGGACACGACAGCGAUGAUUUCCAGCUGCGAGGAAGCCCUGGGCGAAUCCUGGGUGGAGCUCGGAUCGAGUGGAUGUUGGAGCCCCAGUCCAGAGCGGACUCAGCCCCUUCAGCUGCAGCUGCCACUUUGCGGUUCUGCCUCAGCAGAUGAGUACCUGCGUCUCCUGAGGGAGGCACAGAGAGAGAGCAAUCAGAGCUCUGCCAGAGUAUCUCCUCGCAGCAGUCCAAAAUCUCCUCCUAACAGUCCUAAUACAGAACUGUCUUCAGAGGAUGACCUGCGUGGAGUAUACAUUAACAUCAAGGACUCAGAUCUUGGUGUUGAACGAUCUGUGACAUCUGAUUGGAUUUGGGACUGGAGCAGCCGCCCUGACCAAAUCCCACCAAAGGACUGGAAGUUCAAACACCCUCAAAAGAAGACAUUCAGCAUUCGUCAGGCAAAGAUUGGGAAUAACUCGCUCUUCUCUAAAGAAGUCCUGUAUACACUUUUCAUAACAAAUGUAAUGACACUGUUGCUGGGAACUGGAGUUGGACUCUGGUUGAGCCGGAGAGGAUUCUUUAUUCCACGAGUGAAUUUGGAAUAAGAAUGUGAUAAGGCUGGCAAUGUAUUGAUGUGAUUGCGGCUGCUGUGAUACGCCUCGUCAGGAGUGAUGUUCUGUUCUGUACUUCUUGCACAUGUUUUUUUCAUUCUGUUUAGUUUAAUUUUUACAGUAAGGCAUUUCUUUUUUCUUUUGUGUAGUCGUUAAUCUUACUAUUUCUGUGUUGUAUUUGUCUGAUUGGAAAGUACGAUGGAGAAGACAUGGAUAUGUUCCUGCAAUGAAUCACCUUCAGAACAGAACCCAUUUGACUUAUUCUGUUCUUUAUUUAAUUUUAUUGAUUUAUUUAUGGAGCAUUGUGAUGAAGGUAAAAUUGUGAAUUGAGUAACUUGUUUUCUCAGUGAGGGUUUUUUUUUAUUCAACUUUUUUAUGUAUCAAUUCAAUUUGAAUUUGGAGGCAGAGUCCACUCAAUUGAACCUAGUCAUGAAUAUUUGAUGAAGUUAUCAACUGGCCCUUGGAUAACAUUCUCUCUGUAUUGAAUGAAAGCUAAAGAUCAAACAGACUUCAUUUCUUUUCACUUUUGUGAUAGUAUUUCGCAAACUCUAAUAUUGAAACUUAUGAAGCCAAAGCUUACUAACAAGUCUGAUUGUAGUUUGUCUGAAGGAUGAUGGUACUGGUGUAGCACGGUUUUUAUGUGUAAGUCAGAUUUACUUCAUUCAAAUGCUAUCUUACUCAUUAUAAUGCUUAUGCUGCUUACAGCAUUCUUUAAUAACCCCCAAAAAAAUGUCCUCGUAUUUCUUAUUACUAGGUAGGUGUAAACAAACUUUUACUCUAUUAAAGUUAUUCACACAUUCCUGUAGAUUUUGUAGCUAAUUUAGCUAAACUGGUUGAGAAUGUGGCGGGAUAUGCUUAAGAUGAUUUUCCUUCUGGCUUUGCAGACCAAUAUGCGCAUUAGGGCAUAACUUUAUCAACAAUCAUCUAUUUGAUGUGCACUCUUUUCACUUGUGUUAUGCUUUUAUCUACCCAAAGACUGUGACUUCUGAUGGUUUGUUAUAACCUUUAUCUUAUCAUUCUUGUGACAUUCUGUCUUUAUAUUUAGCUAUGUAAAUUUUUAUCUCAUAAUUUUAUACAUUUUCCCAAAAUUUUCCCAUUAGUUAAUGAAAGUAAUUAUUAUCAGUUACUUAUACUAUGUCCAAAAUGCUUAAAAAAAUAGAACAUCAUCCAAAGGUGUGUUUACUUAAAUCAGUUGUUUGGCGUACAAAUGGAAAAACACAUGGAUGCUGUGUUCUUCUAUCUGAUAAGUGUCUUAAAUGUUUUUCUAUUAAAAUUGAGCUCCAGUGGAUUUGAGUCCAUGGAUUGUUUGGUGGUCACAGAUCAACUGGAUGAAUUCACUUUCAUAUUGGUAGAGGUAUCAAAUACAUAAAAUGAUUCCUUCCAUUUUAUUUUGAAUUGCAAUUUUGUGUCUGCGGGCAAGUGAUGAAGAGUCAUUCAACAGGUAUGUUUCUUUGUUUUUAGUUUCUUUGUAUUGAGAGCAAGAAAUUGUAAGGGAAAUUUUCUGUAACUCUAAUAAAGUUAAAAAUAUUGAA